Messenger RNA from Staurois parvus, 354 nucleotides. NCBI's taxonomy places the organism in Eukaryota, Metazoa, Chordata, Amphibia, Anura, Ranidae. The record is from the annotation of a GenBank genome assembly.
AUGCAGACUGCUUCUACAAAGAUUGGUGAAAGAAUGGGUCGCUCUCAGGAGCUCAGUGACUCCAAGCGUGGUCCCGUGAUAGGUUGCCACCUGUUCAAUAAGUUCAUCCGUGAAAUUUCCUGGCUACUAAAUAUUCCACGGUCAACUGUUAGUGAUAGUGUAUCAAAAUGGAAGCAACUGGGAACAACAGCAACUUGUAAAAUGACAGAGCGUGGUCAGCGCAUGCUGAAGCGCACAGUGCGUAGAAGUCGCCAACUGUCUGCAGAGUCAAUAGCUAAAGAUCUCCAAACUUCAUUUCCAGUAAAGGGAACUCUUAAGGCGUCAGAAUACCAAGACAUUUUGGACAAUUUCAUG